AUGCACAAAAACAGGGGGAAAAAGGAGCUGCGGUUCCAACCCCGCGGAGGAGCCCAGAGCCCCCCGGCGCUGCGGAGCCGCCGGGACGGCAACGCCAAACGCCGGCGCCUCUCCAGGGUCACCGAAAAGCAACGCGACUCCUCCAAAAACAGGCGGCCGAAAACUCCCAGGAGGAAUUCCAGGAAGGGAAACACUCCCUGCAAAAGCAGCCCGCCUCGGAAUUCCUUCAGCCUCAUGGGCAAUUUCCCCUGCACGCCCUCGCUGGUGGUGGGCGAGGACGGGGAUUUGUGCCCGGCUUCGUCGCUGGGAGGGAAAAACUCGUGGGCGCUGUCCAAGACUCACCCGCUGUGGCGAUGGCACCUGGGGGGCAGCGCCAUCCCCGUGCCCCCCAGCCUCAAAUUCCGCCUGGAGGGGCCCUGAGGAGCGCGGCAGAGACCGGGGACAGUUCCAGGAUGGCGGCAGAGCGGGAGGUGCCGGGGGGGACCGGGCAUGGGGAGCGGGGUCCCCUCCCAGCCCC
Molecule: messenger RNA, 517 nt
Organism: Cyanistes caeruleus (blue tit)
Lineage: Eukaryota; Metazoa; Chordata; Aves; Passeriformes; Paridae
Source: RefSeq, a predicted model, not a curated record